UUAUUUUAGGUUAAAAAAUUAUACAAAUGACUGACAAAGAAAAAAGUGGUGAAAAAGGUAUACUUGGGGAAAAGGGUAUACUCGCUCGUACUGCAACAUAUACUACUAAAACAGCAAAAAGAGCACAGACGAAGUUAAAGCAAAAAGUUGGCAAAGGGGAUGAAACUAAAGAUGAAGUCUUCGAUGAGUUUGUUGCCAAUUUCAAUAAGCAGCAGGCUGCUGUGACAUCAUUGAAUGCAGAAUUGAGAAAUUACUUACGCUGCAUAACAGCCAUGCAGGUUGCUGCUGAGAAUUUUUCAGCAGCUAUGAAAAAUGUUUACGAACCAGAGUGGAGUUCAAGAGAAGCUGCAUUUGAGUUAUUUGAGAGUGCAAACUCAAACUGGACAAAUUUAAGUAAAAGACUAACAGAGGAAGUGUUAGAACCUUUAACAUCAUAUCAAAAACCAUUUUUAGAAGUCAAGACAAAAAUUCAAAAAAGAGCAAGGAAGCUUGUAGAUUAUGAUCAUUCAAGACAUACUGUAGAUACACUUCGUGCAAAAGGAGCAGCUAAAGUAAAUGAUGCUAAAAAGUUAAAUCAGGCCGAAGAAGAUUAUCAAAAAGCCAAAGAAAUAUUUAUUGAUUUGACAUCAGAACUAUAUGAUGAACUACCCGCACUUUAUGACAGUCGAAUUGGUUUUUAUGCAACCAGUUUUCAAAGUAUUUUUACCUUAGAAGAGGUUUUUCACAGAGAAGCAGCUAGGCUAAAACACGAACUUAAUGAUUUGAUGGACCAACUUAUCACUGAUUUUUCUGCUGGAACUUUCAGUACACGUAAACCAUUUUGCUCAGGGAUAGAAACAUCAUCAAACACCAGUGAAAAAGAAGAUAAUGAUUUAAAGUCAACUAGUUUAACACAAUUCUAUGAUGUAGCAGUGCCUUCUGAUGAGUUGGAUGGCGGUGUUGAAUCACCAAAUGAAUUAAAAAUUUCGAAAAAUAAAAACGAUUUUGAAUUAGAGGAAUCCAUUCGUACACUUGAUAAGAAUACAUCGUUACCAACGCAACCUGUUAGGCCAGCACCAAUUCCACCUAUACGCCCAAGCACUCCACCUCUAAGACCCAAACCUCCUUCAAGUUCUGCUAUUCAUCAUUCUGUUGACCAGAAUGAUGUUUUUCAGAAUGUUGAAUCUAAAACAACAAAUUCAUCAAAUGAAGAAACACAAGUUUUAGACCAUAAAAAUAAAGACAAUCUUUCAAUCGCAACUGAUACUGAUGUUAUUGCAGCUGAUAAUGAUGUUAUUGCUUAUAGAAAUGUAAACAUAUCUGACAACCCUAAUGUAACCAAUCACUGUAAUCUUAUUGUCCCAAAAGCUUUAUACAAGGUUAUAUCAACUCACAAAUACUCACCAGAAGACGAAGAUGAACUGUCUUUUGAAAAAGGAGAAAUAAUACAUGUCAUUCCUUAUGAUGAUCCAGAAGAGCAGGAUGAUGGUUGGCUCAUGGGUGUAAUGGACUCGAAUGGGUUGAAAGGAGUCUUCCCCGAAAAUUUUUCAAAGAGAUACGAUGCGUAACAGUUUACUUAAGCAAUUAUAUUUCAUUUAUUGUUUAUAAAUUGCACUAUUAUCUCA
Messenger RNA from Hydra vulgaris (swiftwater hydra), 1604 nucleotides. Its product is annotated as amphiphysin. Gene Ontology annotation, molecular function: protein binding; phospholipid binding. The record is from RefSeq and is a predicted model, not a curated record. Gene Ontology annotation, cellular component: plasma membrane; cytoplasm. Lineage: Eukaryota; Metazoa; Cnidaria; Hydrozoa; Anthoathecata; Hydridae.